Molecule: messenger RNA, 1381 nt
Organism: Gastrolobium bilobum
Lineage: Eukaryota; Viridiplantae; Streptophyta; Magnoliopsida; Fabales; Fabaceae
Exons: 4
Coding region: 132-1337 (401 amino acids)
Molecular function (GO): RNA binding
Source: RefSeq, a predicted model, not a curated record
AGAGGUUUCUUCUUAUUCACCUUCAAUCAUGGCAACUUCUUCGUUGUUCCGCAGCAUUCGAAGAGCUUCCUCUGUUCUCAGAUUUUCGUGCGGUUCUUCGUUUUCGGUCUCUCCCAGUUGGGAGGACCCAAAUGUCUAUCUGCUCUCCAUUCAGGCACUCUAUUCCACUCUCAGAGCAAAGUUCUUGGUGGGGUUUCAGGAAGUUGAGUUAUGGCACUGUUAACCUUGUGAUAGAGGGAGGGAAGACCAAGUUUGAUAUUCAGGAGGCUGAGCCUCCAAAGAAAGACAAGUGGAAGACCAAGAAGAGGCUGAAGAUGCAGAGGAAGAGAGAGAAGGAGAAGAGGAGAGCAGCAAAUAGGAAAGACCCCCGUCGACUUGGAGUCAAAGGGAAGAAGAAGAAUCAGAAGUUUGACAAUGCGGAAGAGAGAAUAAAGUACAAGCUUGAAAAAGCCAGAAUUAAGGAAGCAUUGCUCAUUGAAAGAAUCAAACGAUAUGAAGUUCCAAAGCUUCAGGGUCCUGUUGUAAAACCUGAUGGCUUGACAGGGGAGGAACGGUUUUAUUUGAAGAAAAUGGCUCAGAAGAGGUCUAAUUAUCUACAAGUUGGCAAAAGAGGAUUAUUUGGAGGGGUUAUUCUUAAUAUGCAUAUGCAUUGGAAGAAACACGAGACUGUUAAGGUCAUAUGCAAGCCUUGUAAACCUGGUCAAGUGCAUGAGUAUGCACAAGAACUUGCCAGAUUGAGUGGCGGUAUUCCAAUUCAAAUAAUUGGAGAUGACACUAUAAUAUUUUAUCGUGGAAAGAACUAUGAACAGCCUGAGGUCAUGUCACCAAUAGAUACAUUAUCCAAGAAAAAGGCACUUGAAAAAUCCAAGUAUGAGCAAUCACUUGAGUCAGUGAGGCGCUUCAUUGCUAUUGCUGAGAAAGAACUAGAGCUAUAUUACAGGCACAUUGCACUUUAUGGUGACCCAAACAACCGUAAUCCCUUAUCAAUGCUGGACAACCACUCAAGGGAAAGAGGAAUUCAUGAUGAGAAAAACCCUGAUUUGAGUAGUGAUUAUUUUUCAUCCGAUCUUUCAGAGACAGAAGCAGAUUCCAUGGAGAUGGAGCUAUCAGAAACUGAAGAUAAUUUUGAAGAUGAAAACUUGUUAAUGAAUGAAUCGGAUUCUGAAGAGGACUGCGUAUUGGAUUCCAAUGAUGAUAAAGAAAGAGAGGUAUAUUUUACUAAAAUGCAAGAUCAAAGUGUAAGUUCAUCCACAGGUUCAUCAUCAAUAUCUAAACAUAGCCACCAUUAUUAUAAUCAAUGUUUAUUUUCCGAACAAAUACCAAUCACUAGAGAAUAGGGAUUGAAUAUAUAUAUUGUUUAUCACCUUGAGUAAACCAAAUA